UUGUAGACCUUUGCGCAGAUUUGAGGUGGUGAAGGAUAGAGAGACAGGAAACUCUAAAGGUUAUGGUUUCUGCACAUAUCAGGCUCAAAUUUGUUUUUUUGUUGUUGAUACUUCAAAGCAAUUGCUUAAUACUGCACCAAACAUUGUCGAUAUAUGACAAGGGAGCACAGAGGACCACUAAAAAUAAACCUAAUACUGGAUCACCUACUUUAUCUAGACAUACAAUAAAGAAAUAACCUUGAAUCCUGUUUGUCUCUAUAUGGAUUUUUCACUUCUUCCUACUUCCCUAAGUCCAUUUAGCCCAAGUGAAUUAUCUUAAGAAACAAUUUCCCACCAGCAAACUUCUCCUGCUUAUCAGCUAAUGCGAUAUACUCAGUUUCUCAAUCGUCAGUAUUACUUCCUCCGCAGCUGCCUCCAUUUCAGUUCCACAUUAUGGGCUCUCAUAGAUACCUGUGCUGAUCCUACAGCCCAACUCAGCUUCUUCACUGCAGCAUAUUAGCUGUUUGCAGAUAAUUUACCUAAUCUCUCUCCAUUGUUCCUAUGCUGAUUAUUCUCCUUAACCCUCUGUCAUAGUUCACUGAAGUUGUCAAUCUCGUUAGUUACAAAUGAAGUCCUCCCGAUGUAUUUAGAUUUCCAAGCAUAGGUAGAAUUUUGUAAUUCUCCUUGCCAGCAAUAAUUCUCCUUGCCAGCACUUCUCUCCGUCCAGCAUCUUCCUAUUUUGAUAAGCAGGGAUAAGGUUUCAUCCUCAUGCCAGUUAAGUGAAAUGCUAACAAAUAUACCAAAUUUGCAGAUGUUUCACCGAGUCCACACUGAAUUGUCCUCCUCUGUUUCUUCUACAUCUCGGCUUUUCACCUCCUUUGGAUGAAAUCCCCAUUGCUUCUUGAUAAUGCUGAAGAAGGUUUUACCUUAUAUUGGGUAGUAACCAACUAUUACUUGCUUCAGGACCCAUUAGUUACAGACAUUGCUUGUGCAGCGUUAAACGGCUUAAAGAUGGGUGACAAGACACUGACGGUUCGACGUGCUAACUCUAGCAGUGGGCAGGUGAAAUCUGAACAGGAGUGUAUAUUAGCUCAGGCAAGGCAACAUAUAGCUAUGCAGAAAAUGGCUUUUGAAGCUGGUGGUAUGACUAUUCCUGGUACAGAGAUAGGGCCUGUUGUGACUGCUGAAAUUCCAACCAAGGUGUUAUGCUUAACUGAGGUAAUUACCCCUCAAGAAUUGUUUGAUGACGUAGAGUAUGGAGAAAUUUUGGAAGACAUGAAAGAAGAAGGCCGAAAAUUUGGUGACUUGAUUGAUGUUGUUAUACCUCGGCCAGAACCUGAUCAUCAAAUUAUCGAAGGUCAUGGGAAGGUAUUUCUCGAGUACUCGGACGUUACUGGUUGUAGCAAUGCAAAGGCUGCGCUUGGUGGCAGGAAAUUUGGAGGAAAUACAGUUAUUGCUAUUUAUUAUCCUGAAGACAAAUACUAUGACAAGGAUUAUGCCGCUUAGGUUUCUGAAAGUUUUCCAUGUUGUUGGUCUUUGUAUAUGUUUAGUGCUUGUAAUUGUCAGUUUACUGCAGUCUGGGCUGUUCGAUAAUGGUCAAUUAGGAGAAGUUUUUCACUUUCCCGUUCAAACUACUGAAAUUACUAGAUUUUUAAUUCUAUUUAAGUUAUUUACUUUAUCUCCA
Molecule: messenger RNA, 1663 nt
Organism: Nicotiana tabacum (common tobacco)
Lineage: Eukaryota; Viridiplantae; Streptophyta; Magnoliopsida; Solanales; Solanaceae
Source: RefSeq, a predicted model, not a curated record